Serendipita indica DSM 11827 is the source of this 849-nucleotide messenger RNA. The record is from the annotation of a GenBank genome assembly. NCBI's taxonomy places the organism in Eukaryota, Fungi, Basidiomycota, Agaricomycetes, Sebacinales, Serendipitaceae.
AUGGCAUACGAGCCGUCACAAAACAUGGCGAACCCAGGAUUGCGGCCAAGACUUGAUCAAGCCGCAUUCAACUUGACCCCAUCGCAAGCAGCGACAACAGCAUACGUUCCCUCGAUGGCAGACACUUCUGUAGCUACAGACGAGCAAGAGCAUCACAAUUACCCCACGGAUACAUCGAAUACGCACGACAACACCGCGGACGAUAGCAGGAGUAGGUCAUCGAAAUACACCUAUCGCAGCGAGAUUGACGCUGGACGCUUCAUAAAGCGAAUCGGAGGACGAGCGUACAACACUCUGAGUGAAACAUAUUUUCUUCCAUCAGACGAUGACGAGUGGAGCAGACUAAAUAAGCAACAUGUUGCUCUCGUACUCUCCCUUGGAGAUCUUUACCCUGCAGUGGAAGAAGUUCGCGCACUUCUGGCACCCGUUCCCGGCCAAACAAAGAGAAUAUUGGAUUUAGGGGUUUGGGCAAUGGACAUGGCACGUGAGUUCCCAGAGGCCGAAGUUAUUGGCGUGGACCUCGCUCCUGUCCCAGCCGACCUCGAUACGAUGCCUCCCAACUGCCGGUUCGAGAUUGACGAUAUCAAUCUUGGGUUGGACCAUUUCAGAGACUCUUUCGACGUCGUGCAUAUGAGGCUCGUAGGCAGCGGCCUCAAAAACUUUCGAAAAACCAUGGAUGAUGGUCACCAAUGCUUGAAGCCUGGAGGUAUCGCGCUCUGGAUGGAUGUCGACUAUGACAUGUAUGCGGAGGAUCAGCAUGUAUACCUGCCAUUUGCCCUCGAAGAAGAUGAGGACAAUCCAGAUCAGACUGACCGAUCAUGGUUCCAGCGCAUCGUCUAUGGCAAGUAG